AUGCCCCUCCUCGCGAAGUGUCUCGCGAAUUUUUCGACAGUCUCCAUCCUGUUUCAUAUCUCUGCAUCGCGCUCUAUCAUGUCCACAUGUCUCAUCGUGCUAGACACAGCUGCACUCCGGAUUGAUCCCACCUCUAUAAUUAGAUUUUUUGUUCACUGGCUCCCUCAGGCCACUGCUUUGCUGAAGGACCGCUUUCUUAGCUAUGGGUGA
Molecule: messenger RNA, 210 nt
Organism: Heterobasidion irregulare TC 32-1
Lineage: Eukaryota; Fungi; Basidiomycota; Agaricomycetes; Russulales; Bondarzewiaceae
Exons: 1
Coding region: 1-210 (69 amino acids)
Source: RefSeq, a predicted model, not a curated record